AUGUUAAAUCCCAUUAAGUUGGUUGUGUGGAAUAUUCGUGGGGCUUCACGUAAAGAUUCACUGCGAUAUUUAAAUAAGAUAUGCAAAACUAAUAAGAUACGGUUGCUGGUUCUCCUGGAACCAUUGUCGGAUUCCCCACAACUUGAGGUGGUACGUCGGUUUCUUGGGUUUGAUAGGGCUUUGGGAGCAUUGAAUAACAAGGUGUGGGUUUUGUGGUUUAAUGAGAUGUCAUUGAGCUUCAGGGAAAUGGCGGACCAACUGCUUCACAUGAACAUCGCUUUCUCUUCUGGAUGUUCGGUGCAGUUCUCGGCAGUCUAUGCUCGGUGUUCGAGGGUGGGGCGACGCGAGCUGUGGUCAGCAAUGGAAAGUUUAGCGGGCGAAGUGCAGGGGCCUUGGUUACUGGCAGGGGAUUUUAAUGUAAUCUCUUGUAGAGAGGAGCGUGUGGGAGGAGCCCCGGCUAAUGAAACAAAUAUGGUAGAAUUCAAUGAGUCAAUUGGUAAUUGUGGUUUGGCAGAGGUCCCUUUUGAUGGCGCUGAAUUUACAUGGACGAAUGGGAGGAUGUGGCAGCGUUUGGAUAGGGCCUUAAUGAACCGGGAGUGGGCGGAUGGGUAUGACCUCUCGCAUGUCUCACAUUUGGCCAGGGGACGUUCGGAUCAUGCUCCGCUGCUGAUUUGUUGUCAGAAUGGGAAUCCCAGCAAACGGUCAUUCAAAUUUCUAAACAUUUGGCGGCAUCACACAGGUUUCAGGGAUGUGGUGCAGAAGAGUUGGGAGAAGCCGGCGGAGGGUGAGGGUAUGACGAGGUUUUAUAAUAAAUUACGGGCGGUGAAGGGUGGGCUGCAAGUAUGGAACGUCCAGGUUUUCGGAAACAUUUUUAGCAAGGUGAAGGAGGCUGAGGCAAUUAUGAAACAACGUGAGGAGGAGUUUGACAAUGGGCGAGGUUCUGUUUCCAGGGCAGCGUUGGAGGAGGCAAAGGCGGUUUAUGCAAGGAGCUUGGCAGUGGAAUGUGAGUACUGGAGACAGAAGGCGGGCAUCAAAUGGUUACAGGUUGGGGAUGCUAAUUCGGCUUAUUUCCACUCUCGUUACCGUCAGCGCCGAAAUGUCAAUUUUGUGGCUCGCAUUAAGGAUCCGGCAGGCCCAUGGUUGGAGGAUAUUCAGGAUAUCAGGAGGUCUGCAGUGGAGUUCGUGUCCUCUUUGUUCACUUCGGAACAGCAUGGGUGGCAGUCGCCUGACAUUCCCUUUACGAUGCCUAAGCUGUCUGCUGCGGAUAAUGAUAUGCUAUCUGCUGUUCCAGGCAUGGCUGAGUUACAGGAGGUGGUGCAUGGGUUGGAUGCUGAUAGUGCUCCUGGACCAGAUGGGUUUGGGGCAGGUUUUUACCAAGCUUGCUGGGAUAUUAUCAAGGCGGAUCUACUGGAGGCGGUUCAGGCUUUUUUCCAGGGUAUGCGCUUGCCUAGGAGUUUUACUAGUACUUCUAUUCUUCUACUGCCUAAGCUUGCAGGUGCCAUGCGCUGGAAGGACUUUCGGCCUAUUAGUCUUUGCAACACUUGUUCAAAAAUUAUCUCUAAGAUGGUGGCUAAUCGGUUGGGGAGAGUCCUACCUGCCUUAGUUUCACCAUGGCAAACAGGUUUUGUACCUGGACGGGGAUAA
Coffea arabica (coffee) is the source of this 1644-nucleotide messenger RNA. The record is from RefSeq and is a predicted model, not a curated record. NCBI's taxonomy places the organism in Eukaryota, Viridiplantae, Streptophyta, Magnoliopsida, Gentianales, Rubiaceae.